Colletotrichum navitas is the source of this 885-nucleotide messenger RNA. RefSeq lists its product as uncharacterized. NCBI's taxonomy places the organism in Eukaryota, Fungi, Ascomycota, Sordariomycetes, Glomerellales, Glomerellaceae. The record is from RefSeq and is a predicted model, not a curated record. The transcript has a single exon. The annotation marks the transcript as partial.
UCUCUCGGGAAGUAAGCAUGUGCCUGAGGGGACUGAGGGGGGCAAGGAUGAUUUGUGAAUGCAACAACUUCAUCGCUGACCGUUGGGGCUGGGUGGUGAUAUUCGUCAACUCAAGGUCGAGAGCGAACGUGGCCGAGCGGCCGUUGCUAUCGUGGGCUAAAAAGAACCUGGCCGCCGGCAGAUACUGAGCCUGAUCAAUAACCACGUCCUCAUCACCGUCGUAAUGACAUGGUCGGGCAGGUGCGUUGCGUUGCACGGAUCCGCGUCCCGGCCACUCACGAAGACAUGCGGCGUACAGCACUGCGUGAGGACAAAGAUCGCAGCUGGGUCUCAGAUGGUUGCUUCCCCCACAGACGGCUGCCCCAGGUAUCCUGGACAAGCUCCUUCCCGGUUCAGGAAGUAUUACUGGGUCACCCCAAUGUACCCACGCAUCUACCAGAUGGUCCCGUGCAAGUUCCCAAAUGUUUCGCAACUUCUCCCAGCCAAGCCAUUGAUAGCCAUACCUACAUCGUGCAACCUCCUCGUCUCCUGUCCUUCUCCUUCCUCCGCCGGCCGUUUAUCUAGAAAACGGAUAGUCAGAGUCAGGCCAGCUUGCAGAGCACGCAAUGUCUCGGCUUCAGUCACCGCUUCGGCCAUGUCAGCUGCGCCACGUGCAACUGGUAGCCAUGGUGCCGGCGCGCUUCUGCUGGAGGGAGAGGGGUCUCGAAUGCAUCCAUCGCUCCGAGAGAGCCCGCAAUCUCUCAUGUAUCCCUCUCCGACACGGCCAGCCUCCCUCCCCGCUCUAGGUACCUACAUCUCAGCCCUACGACACGGAGAAAACAGCGUCAGCGAAUGCCCUACCGGUACUCCGUACGUGGCCGGGAAACCAUCCAUACAUCUGCCGCC